AUGGAUGUUGAUGGUUAUAUAGAGUUGGCGGGAAGAUGUGUUCAUAGUAAAGGCCACAGUGGUGGUAGUAAAGAUGAAAGGAUAGCAAUUAUGGUGAUAAUGAUGGUGCUAUUGGUGGUCACUGGUGGUAGUGGAAGUAAAGUGGCAGUAGUGGUGAGAUGUGUUCAUAGUAAAGGCCGCAGUGGUGGUAGUAAAGAUGAAAGGAUAGCAAUUAUGGUGAUAAUGAUGGUGCUGUUGGUGGUCACUGGUGGUAGUGGAAGUAAAGUGGCAGUAGUGGUGAUGGACAAAAAUCAAAAUGGAUGGUUUGAGGAAGAACCUGAGAUGUUAGAUGAGCCUAUUGACUGGGAAGAGGAUCCAAAGGAGGAUCCAGAGGAGGACCCAAAGGAAGAGCCAGAAGAGAACUUGGAAUUAGAGGAAGAACUUGAGAUGUUAGAUGAGCCUAGUGACUGGGAAGAGGAUCCAGAGAAGGACCUAGAAGAAGAGCCAGAAGAGAACUUGGAAGAAGAGUUAGAACUUGAGAUGCAGGAGAUGAUCCAAGAAUUUCUCCAACUGAAACAAAGAGGCAUGACUGUGACACAGUAUGCCAAUCGAUUUGAGGCCCUUUCUCGCCAUACCACAGCUAUAGUGGCAAAUGAAAUAGAUAAGGUAAGGCGCUUCGAGUGGGGACUCGACUCGGGGAUCCGAGACAAGCUGGUUGCAGUGCAGCUACCUACUUAUGCACAGGUAGUAAAUAGGGCUCUUACCUUAGAAAGAGAAAAGAUGGACACUGCAAGGACUCAAGGCUACUACAUCAAUCAAGGGGAGGCCACUCAACGAAACAAAUGCGUACCAACUCAGGGAACGCGAGCUGCGCAAAAUUCCCAAUCCGGCAGAGGUCAACUGCCAGCUAAUCGGAAUGUGGGGCAAUCAAGGACUCAACAACCAGGAGAUGCCAAUGGAAAGAAACCUUGGGUGCCAAACCAGGGUGCCACCGGAAGAGUCUUUGCACUCCAAGAAGAAGAAGACGAUGGAAAUCCUUCAGUGAUUCAAGGUAUACUCAUCCUUAUGAACUCUUGUGUACAAGUCUUGUUUGAUUCUAGAGCAUCACCACACUUUUUCAUAUCUGCUUCAUGUGUUACAACUUUGGGAUUAAAGCCUGAACAAUUAGAAACACCUAUGAGUGUAGCUUCAUCGCUAGGAGGUCAAACUCGAGUAGAUCUCGUAUGCAAAUCAUGUGAACUAGGAGUCUCUAGCUUACGUUUAACUUGCAACCUACGAGUCAUGAAAAUGUCAGAUUUUGAUGUUAUCCUAGGAAUGAACUGGUUAUCAGCCCAUAGAGCCACCAUUGAUUGCUAUCGAAAGACGGUGGCUGCUUACUCCAAGGAUGGAACGCGAUUCCAAUUUAAGGAGGAUAAACAAGAUUCCCUAUCACUAACAUUUGGAAAGUCAAAGUGGCAUGAUCACCUAGCUGGGUGGCUAGCCAGCUUAGUUCUGGAAGACAAAGAUCGUAUGGAACUAGGGCUACCUCGUGUGAUGUACGAGUAUAUUGAUGUGUUUCCAGAGGAGUUACCAGGACUACCCCCAAAACGGGAAGCGGACUUUACCAGUGAACUACAACCUAAUACAUCACCGAUCUCAAUGGCACCACAUCGUAUGGCACCAGCUGAAUUGAGAAAGCUAAAGACACAGUUGCAAGAAUUCUUGGACAAGGAAUUUGUAAGGCCAAGCACGUCCCCGUGGGGAACACCAGCCUUAUUUGCUAAAAAGAAAGAUGAGACACUUAGGUUGUGCAUUGAUUACCGACAACUCAAUAGAGUCACCAUUAAGAAUCGGUAUCCACUACCUAGAAUUGAUGACCUUUUCGAUCAGCUUAGAGGGGCAAAGUAUUUCUCAAAGAUAUACCUCAGGUAUGGGUAUCACCAAUUGCGUGUUCGGGAAGAAGAUAUUCUUAAGACCGCGUUUCGAACCUGUCACGGCCACUAUGAAUUCAUAGUGAUGCCAUUCGGCCUAACCAAUGCACCGGGCGUGUUCAUGAGCUUAAUGAACAAAAUAUUCACGCCUUACUUAGAUCAAUUUGUGGAAGUUUUCAUAAAUGAUAUUUUGGUGUACUCCAAGUCCGAAGGAGACCAUGAACAACAUUUGAGAAUAGUACUUCAAACUUUGAGAAAGAACCAAUAG
Camellia sinensis is the source of this 2157-nucleotide messenger RNA. Lineage: Eukaryota; Viridiplantae; Streptophyta; Magnoliopsida; Ericales; Theaceae. The record is from RefSeq and is a predicted model, not a curated record.